UUACUAGAGCUGUUUAGGCCGUAAACAGCUCAGGUACCCCACACAUACCUGAGACAGGUGUCCUGAUUCAUAUUUUGCUAUGCAUAAUCUGCACAAGGAUAACUCUCACAUGCUUGCAGACCUUCAGGGAAUCUCCUCCCAGCAGUUUACUGGUCACCAGAGAGCUACUAGCAACUUUCAACCAAAAAUAAGCAUCCAGUCGCUGGAAGAUAUUCCUAAAAGCAUGACACAAGCCAGCUUUAUUCCACAUCCACCAUCAAAACUGGUAAAACCCAAAGUCAGUCAUUUAGAAGAAGGUUUUCCAACAAUAAAAGGAGAUCUACGCGCUCUCAACUUUCUCUCCCAAUACAAAGACACCUAUAGGAAGCAUCUUGUCCAACCAGUAGAGCUAGCUGAAAGGCAUUACUCCUCCGUCUGUAUGGGUAAUCCUGCAAAGGGUUCAGAAACACAGACAUCAUAUUCAUCGGCAUUCCCUCAGAUCUCUGUCAACAGCCCAACAAAGCCGAUAAUUCAGGAUGAGUUGAGACCCAGAUAUGACUACAAAGACAGCUGGGCCACCUCCUUCAGAGAUGAAUUUAAAUCCCACAAAGUUGAGCCUAUUGUCAUAGUAAAACCAGCCCAGUGUGCCAGCUAUCUGCCCUUUGUUGACACUAACAAGGAGCAAAGCGGAGAAAAGAUUCAUGUCACCACCAACAGCAUCUUCUUCUCAAGUCAGAACGGCUCACAGCCUCCAACGAGUUUACCUGAUCCAGGCUUGAUUACGAAAAGUAACGUCUAUUUUGGCCCAGAAAGUGUGUCAACAGAAAGCUACAAACCCCAAAAAACUGAGCAGAGCAUCCAUCAGGAAGUAGAUCAACCCAAAGUAACUACCUAUCCGAAGAGUAACAUUCUGACCGGACCAGAUUUGGGGCCAAAAAUCACCAUCACAAUGGCUGACUACAAGCCUAAGAAGAUCACCCUACAGCAGCAGUGUGAGUCGCAGCAAAAGACCAACUUCAAGUUCCCGCUGGGCGACAUGGAUUUCAGCACAAACCACAAGGAUGACUACAUUGUGAGACCGUUGUUUCCACCGCCUGCUCAGUACGACCAGCGCUACAGCAAUGUGAAGCUGAGAUGA
Molecule: messenger RNA, 1117 nt
Organism: Xiphophorus maculatus (southern platyfish)
Lineage: Eukaryota; Metazoa; Chordata; Actinopteri; Cyprinodontiformes; Poeciliidae
Exons: 8
Coding region: 80-1117 (345 amino acids)
Source: RefSeq, a predicted model, not a curated record